UUUCUGCUUGUUUCAGGAAUGCGAUCAAGUCCAUAUUGACGAUGUGUCGUCGGAUGACAAUGGGCAGGAUUUAAGCACAUACAAUUUUAGCACAGACGGAUUCCACGCUGCUGCCACCAGUGCCAACCUGUGUCUGGCCACCGGCGUACGAGGAGGCGUGGACUGGAUGAGAAAGCUCGCGUUCCGCUACAGACGAGUAAAAGAAAUUUACACCACCUAUAAAAAUAACGUCGGAGGUCUGCUUGGCCCGGCCAAAAGGGAAGCCUGGUUGCAAUUGCGAGCAGAAAUUGAAGCCCUGACUGACUCCUGGUUAACACUGGCACUGAAAGCACUAACAUUAAUCCACUCAAGAUCAAACUGUGUGAACAUCUUAGUGACCACAACACAGCUCAUACCUGCCCUCGCCAAGGUCCUCCUGUACGGACUGGGAGUAGUAUUUCCAAUUGAAAACAUUUAUAGCGCCACUAAAAUAGGAAAAGAGAGCUGCUUCGAGAGAGUAAUCCAGAGGUUUGGGAGAAAAGUUGUUUAUGUGGUGGUGGGGGACGGUGUGGAGGAGGAGCAAGGCUCGAAAAAGCACAACAUGCCUUUCUGGAGGAUCUCUAGUCACUCUGACCUCAUGGCCCUGCACCACGCUCUGGACCUGGAGUAUUUGUAGCACUGUGACGGCCCCGUUGCUCCGUCCCCGGGCCAUUCAGGGGCCCCUGCAGACCCAGCACCAUCAGCCUGCUGCGUCGCCCGAGCGUCUGCGUUCUGAUAGCACCAGACCAAAAAAAAUAAAAAAUAAAAAAUGUUCACAUUCAAACAUACAGAGAGAGACUCAGCGUGUUGACACAUGGCCGCAAUUCGUCUUAACCCUAAACCUUUUUCGAAGUGGAGGAGAGUGAAUUUAUGGCACUGCAGCUGCUGGCCCUGGUUACUGUGAAUUGGCUUUUUUUUUUUUUUUUCCGAAGCCAUCAAAAUGUUUUACAGCCCUGUCUACGCGGGGGGACUCGGCAAGGGUUCACACCUGUGACAAAAACUGAGCUACCGAUGCCUUUGGAACUCAGCAGGACUCCGAUCCCACUGCGACUUGGUGUAAUGUUUUGUCUCUUCAUGUCUUUUUUUUAAACGAUGGUACAAAGACUGUCGGGCAAGGCCCCUUGCUUUUCUUUUUCCUCGUUUUGCCAGCUCUCCCUAUUGUCCAGGAUGUCCUUCGCUUCUUAUUUAUAAUCCCAGAGACUUUGUGGAGUGGCACUGGCCCUAAUAAAAAAAAGGCAAUUUGUUUUAGAAAGACUUGUGCCUUUUCAGAUCAAGUACUUUGAUUACUUCUUGAACAAGAAGUUUAUGGAGGAAACACGAAAAAUGGAUUUUCUAAGUAAUUUAAGGAAGAAAAAAAACUACAAAUUUAAGGAAAUGUUAUUUACAUUGCAGAGACAAUCGUGUACAGGCAUUUUUUUGUUCUGUUGUGUGUGUAAAUUUGUAAUCACUGGACUAUUCCUUCCUAUAUUGAUUAAGGUACAUGCUGUGGAAAGCUGUUUCAUGGAAGUACUUAAGUACAUAAAGGCGUUUGCGCAGUAGCUCGCGCAAAGCUUGAAAGUGUUGACGUUUUCAUUCAAUAAAUGUGUAGAUUUUGUUUUUUUGUGAUAAUUUUUUGUCAUGACCAAAAGCAUGGAUGUCACGUGUCAAUAAUUACAUUUUUUUUUUCUUUUUAGUGAUGUUUUGUUUCCUACUGCAAAAAAGUUUUAUGCUUAGAUUUUUUGUUUUCUUUCAAGUCCAUAUAUCUAAAUAUUCUUAGAUCAAGAAGCUUUUUAUAGGUAAACAAAAAAAUUUUUUUUUCAGAAAUAAUAUGCUAAUAUUAAGUUUGAGUUUUUAAUAAAAAAUGCUAAAUAAUCUGCAAAUGGGGUAAGCAAAAUAACCUUGUUUUUCCUUUUGACUUUAAAAAAUAAUUUUAUUACCCCAUUGGCAGAUUAUUUUGCUUGUUUAAAGGAAAAACUCACUUCAUUUUGGCAUAUUGUUUCUUAAAACAAGACAAUAUGUUUUGCUUGUUUAGAAAAUUCUUCUUGAUCUAAGAAUUUUUAGAAAUUUGAACUAAAAACAAGACACAAAAUCUAAGUAAGAAAAUCAUUGUUUUGCAGUGUAGUAGAUUUCUGGUGGUGAGACUGAUGAAUGGUGGAAAUUAAUUUAAGUCCAGACUGUAGCUCAAACUCCAAGGAAGAACAUAAUCAGCGUAACAUUAAUAAUACCAACAAUAAUAAUCUUCUGAAUGUCAAGCUUUCAAAACUGAGUGUAAAUGUCUGUGUUCCCUAAUAUUAUCCCGAGUCGGAGCGUCCUGGAUGGGGAAUUAAGCUUCAAUAAGCUUUUAUUAUCUUUUGUACAACAGCAACUCUUGUACAGCAAGUGUAAUUUUUGUAUGAAGUAGUCUUUUUAUUUUGAUUGUGUCCACUUGGAAAUCGCUGUAGUCGAAUUUUCAUGAUGCAUAUUGGUAGUUCUAAGGUAUCGGUGGACUGGAAACUUUAGCUCUUAGACUUUAAGAAAGCCACUACUCACUCACACCUACACACACACACAUGCAAUGGAGUUGAGAACAUACAUGUGCUAUCGACUGUGAAUUUCCCCAGCUAACUCGAUCUGUUUUUAAUUUUCCCUCCCGGCACAUGAUGAUGAUGUUCGGCUCCUGCAGGUGAGGUCGUCUUUUCUGGCCUAGUUUUUCUCAGCACAUUUACAAUUUCAGCCUUUCGUAUUGCAUCGCCCGCCACCCCUUCCCCUCCAUAUCGCCCCCAUUACUGGGGAAUCACAUUUUGCUGCUAGAUCACAGUAACAAUAGAUGUUUUCUAGAUUUACCACGGCAUUUUUUUUAAACAAAUUAUGCAAUCAUAAUGCAAACUGGAAAUAAUUUACAGUUUAUGUGGGUCUCAUUGUGAAACACAGUUUGUUGUGUCUGCAAAAAAAAAAAUAGAAAAAAAGAUGUGUACAGAUGUUUUUGACAUUUAUUAUUUGAUUGUGUUUAAAUUAAUAAAAACUGAUUUGUGAACUGUU
This is a messenger RNA of Danio rerio (zebrafish), 3015 nucleotides long. RefSeq names its product EYA transcriptional coactivator and phosphatase 1 (gene eya1). The record is from RefSeq and is marked provisional. NCBI's taxonomy places the organism in Eukaryota, Metazoa, Chordata, Actinopteri, Cypriniformes, Danionidae. Gene Ontology annotation, cellular component: nucleus. Gene Ontology annotation, molecular function: protein tyrosine phosphatase activity.